This is a messenger RNA of Oncorhynchus tshawytscha (Chinook salmon), 2048 nucleotides long. Its product is annotated as regulation of nuclear pre-mRNA domain-containing protein 1B. Gene Ontology annotation, biological process: mRNA 3'-end processing. The record is from RefSeq and is a predicted model, not a curated record. The transcript has 7 exons. Gene Ontology annotation, cellular component: RNA polymerase II, holoenzyme. Lineage: Eukaryota; Metazoa; Chordata; Actinopteri; Salmoniformes; Salmonidae. The coding region runs from base 1 to 996 and encodes 331 amino acids. Gene Ontology annotation, molecular function: RNA polymerase II complex binding.
AUGUCAUCAUUUUCUGAGUCUGCGUUGGAGAAGAAGCUUUCAGAGCUCAGCAACUCUCAGCAGAGCGUUCAGACGCUGUCUCUGUGGAUCAUUCAUCAUCGCAAACACUCAUCGCUCAUCGUCAAAGUAUGGCACAGAGAACUGAAGAAAGCAAAAAGCAGCAGGAAGUUGACUUUCCUUUAUCUUGCCAAUGAUGUGAUUCAAAACAGCAAGAAGAAAGGUCCAGAGUUCGCCAAAGACUUUGAGACAGUCCUUGUUGAUGCUUGCUCUCAUGUUGCAAGAGAGGCUGAUGAUGGCUGUAGAAGGCCCAUGGACAGGCUGCUCACUAUCUGGCAGGAGCGCAGCCUCUACAAGGUAGAGUUCAUCCAGCAGCUGAAGCUCGCCAUCGAAGACUCUAACAGCCCCCAACACCAACCCACAGAAGAGAAGAAGGCCCCUAAACGGACCUAUCAGAAAAUCCAGGAGCUGGAAGAAGAGGAAGAAGAUGACGACUACAGGGGCCACAUGUCCCCACAGGAUUCAGACAUCUCAGGGCCACAGCUGACGGAGGAGCUGGUCAAAGCCCUGCAGGACCUGGAGAAUGCGGCCUCGGGUGAUGCUGCUGUGCGCCAGAAGAUUGCCUCUCUGCCACAGGAGGUGCAGGAUGUGUCCCUGCUAGAGAAGAUCACUGAUAAGGAGGCAGCUGAUAAACUGUCCAAGACGGUGGAUGAGGCCUGUCUACUGCUGGCUGAGUAUAACGGACGUCUGGCUGCUGAGCUGGAGGACAGGAGGCAGCUGGCGCGCAUGCUGACAGAGUAUAUCGGUAGCCAGAAGGAAGCCCUCACCGAGAGGGAGAAGAAACUGGAGGAGUACAAACAGAAGCUGGCACGGGUCACACAGGUGCGCAAGGACCUCAAGUCCCACAUCCAGAGCCUGCCUGACCUCUCUCUGCUGCCCAAUGUGACGGGAGGUCUGGCUCCUCUACCCUCUGCUGGAGACCUGUUCUCCACCGACUGAGCUCCCUGCCAUACCCUGCCUCUUGCCAGGGCACACACUGUUGCACCUGCUCUCUUGCUACUGAACCCUAGGGAGAGGCUCAGAGGGACAGUGGGAGCUUGGGGACAUCCCUGGUGGGGGAGACAAUGGCUGUUGACGAUUCUGUUCCACCAGCUUGGACAAAUUUCUCCUGUUUGUUUUUAUUGUGAAUGCCAGUCGAACGCCAGCUAACUGAUUCUGCGUUGGAAAGAAGAGAAGUGUUGGUCAUCAGCCAAUCCUCAUUUUUCUGCAUUGUUUAUGUGCUCGUAUGGUGGGAUGGUGGCUCACACACCCACUAGAUCUUUAUGAAGAGAUGCAUCUCAUUUAUUUUAAUGGCUUUAAAGUUGGUUGAUUUUUGUAAUGUUGGGGAGGGGGGUGUUUUUCUAUGUAGGUUAUAUUUUGGUUGUGACAUUAUUUCAUCUUCCAUUAUUCCAGCUCAACACUUUUCAGGUCUGUCAUCAAACAUGUUUUGCAUUGUCAUGCAUACCAAUCAUCAGUCAAUACCGUUACAACCAUGUGGUAGUUUUUCUCAAUCCAAUGUGAAAUAUUUUAGCCCUCAGACAUGUGGUUGAUAGAAGUUAUGAGAGCAAACGUGGGGCAGAUGGAGACACUGACUUACAGUCACUUAGAAACACGUGUCCAUAAAAUGGUCUUUGAUGAGUUCUGCUCUUUCCCAGAUGAUUGCAUCACUUGGUAUAAAUGUCAAACUAACUAGCAGACUGAUGCUUUUCAGGGCUAUGCUUUUCCACCAAUUAUUCAGACUUGACAGAGUAGCAGAAUCUGAACUGGCUCAUGGUUCAUUCUGUCACCACUGCAGUCCUUCCUUCCUCAGGAGUCAAUCGUUAACUCAGUUUUACGAUGGUUGACAAUCUGAUUUCUGCAAUCUCUUUAGUUUGGAUUAUGGAUCCUGGGAGAUAAGUGCUUGUCAAUGUUACAGAAUGCAGUAGGAGUAAUAGGAGGGCAUCUGCCCCAAGAAAUGAUGUUUUGCAGAUGAUGUACUAAAGCGGUAGUUUUUCAGUAAAAAAAAAAACAAA